Molecule: messenger RNA, 1635 nt
Organism: Pristis pectinata (smalltooth sawfish)
Lineage: Eukaryota; Metazoa; Chordata; Chondrichthyes; Rhinopristiformes; Pristidae
Product: RILP-like protein 2
Exons: 2
Coding region: 81-650 (189 amino acids)
Molecular function (GO): protein dimerization activity
Source: RefSeq, a predicted model, not a curated record
CACUUCCCUUCCCUUGCACUCGAAGGGAAGUGAUAAAAACAUCAGCCGAUUCUGUGAGCGGGAGUUGGAACCACAGGUCGAUGGAGGAACUGGACCCCGCAUCAGCAUUUGACAAAGAUCCAUUCGAGCUCACGGCUGAAAAUGUCUAUGAUAUCUCUUACAUCAUUGGCCGUGAUUUAAUCCAAUUUAGCAGCUCAGAAGGCUGUAACAGAGUCUCCGAGUUGCAAUACAAGAUAAUCAGAGUCCUGGAAAUGCUGGAAUGUCUCGUGAACAAACACAACUUAACAGUGGAAACACUAAAAAUUGAACGAGACAAUCUAAGAACCGAGACGGAAAGACUAAGCAGAGAACUUCAACAGGCAGUAAGCAAUUCAAAGCAAAAUAUUGGGCCGGGCAAACUUGUGGUAGACAUCGAUGAUCCAGAUCGCCCUCGUUUCACACUACAGGAACUGCGAGAUGUAUUACAUGAACGGAAUAAACUGAAGGCACAGCUGCACGUUGCACAAGAAGAACUUGAGUGUUAUAAGAACGGAAUAAUCGGCACAAAAGAAUCUCAACCUGUAAAAAUAAGUGAGUCAGGUCCGAGUGCUGGUAGUGAACAAACCAUGAUUAAAAAGCUUUUUUCUCUUAGACAUAAAAAAACUCCUUAAACAUCACGUAGACUCGGAUGUUCGAAAGAUUUGAUGAGCAUUUAUAGAAGGGAAUUCUUUAACAGAAUUUCAGUACUUUGAAACAGCUGUAUAGUGUUAUGAAAGAAUUUUCAAUGUUUACUUUUUUUUACACAAUUGAUUUUGCAGCCUGUAAAAUAACAAUGCAUUUUUAAAAAAUUAUAGCAAUAAUAAAAGGAUAGCAAAAAGAAAUUUGAAGAUUUAAUUUUUAAAUAACUACUUCUAAUUAAAUAAAAUCUCCAAUAAACCAUAGUAAUUCUGGAAAAUCUUCCCAUAAACUACACAAAAGUUAUUAACACAGCAAAUAUUUCUCUCAGCCCAACCAAUCUUUCUGGUAUUUGUCAAUGAGAAUUUUAGAAUAAAAAAUCUAUGAUGCAACCAUAUUUAUUAUAUGGGACAUUAAAUUAAUGCAUCUUCCAGCAUGUUCUUAUCAAUGAAGCAAUUGUAGAGAUAUGGUUUACUACAAACAGCAGUUUGAGACUUCUUCCUCCCUGCAAUUCUGAGGAACAAGCAAAGCACCCUGAAUUAAUAUAUAUAAAAAACGUUUGGAAAGUUUUUUUUAUUUUACUUAAUGUUGCGUGGAGUUGUCUGUAGCUGGUGUGAAGCCAAAACAAUGUGCAGCUACUUCCUGCCAGUGGGCAUACACCACUUGCCUUUUAUCUCCUUUGACAAUUUCAUGUCCUGAUUAUGCCAGUGUCACCGUAAAACUCAAAUAACUAGUGAUCCAUGCAAACUAUGCAAAAUGAUUAGUCCACAGCAGUGAACAUGUGUCAAGGACCGGCACUUAAUUUCCUAUGCAAUACAUUUACAGAGCAUUCCUCCUGCUAAGAAAUGAAAUCUACACAAAGUACUUUAGUAACAUGGAUGAUAACGUAAGUACAUUAUCAUUUGAAUAUUGAUUAACUGAGUUGUUUCUUUGAUAAACCAUUGAGUUUUGACAGUUAAUGAAAAUAAAAAAAAAACUGAU